AUGACUGGCGUCACCAACAACACCAUUGCCCUUAUGCUUGUGGCACUCCUCUCCGUGCUCGUCACGUCCGUCCGUUCUGCGGCCAACUACGACACCGCCGCCGCCAGAUCCUACAACUCCGGCUGGCUCCCCGCCAAGGCCACCUGGUACGGAGCGCCCACCGGCGCCGGCCCCAACGACAACGGCGGUGCUUGCGCGCGGCUUCACAACAACCAGUACGCCUUCUCCUCCAUGACGUCCUGCGGCAACGAGCCUCUGUUCGACGGCGGCGCAGGCUGCGGCAGCUGCUAUGAGAUCCGAUGCGUCGCCGCCAACAACCCUUCCUGCUCCGGCCAGCCGAGGAGGGUGGUCAUCACCGACAUGAACUACUACCCCGUGGCUAGGUACCACUUCGACCUUAGUGGCACGGCGUUCGGGGCCAUGGCCAAGAACGGCCUCAACGACAAGCUCCGCCACGCCGGCAUCAUCGACAUGCAGUUCAGGAGGGUGCGCUGCAACUUCCCGGGCAUGAAGGUCACCUUCCACGUCCAGCGCGGCUCCAACCCUAACUACCUCGCGGUGCUCGUGGAGUACGCCAACGUGGACGGGACCGUGGUGCGGAUGGAGCUCAUGCAGACCAGGAACGGCCGCCCCACGGGGUCCUGGGAGCCGAUGCGCCGCUCCUGGGGAUCCAUCUGGCGGAUGGACACCAGCCGCCCGCUGCAGGGGCCCUUCUCCAUGCGCAUCACCAGCGACUCCGGGAAGACGCUGGUGGCCAACAAUGUCAUCCCGGCCUAUUGGCGGCCGGACAAAGCCUACUGGUCCAACGUCCAAUUCUAUUGA
Messenger RNA from Aegilops tauschii subsp. strangulata, 822 nucleotides. Its product is annotated as expansin-B2-like. Gene Ontology annotation, biological process: sexual reproduction. NCBI's taxonomy places the organism in Eukaryota, Viridiplantae, Streptophyta, Magnoliopsida, Poales, Poaceae. Gene Ontology annotation, cellular component: extracellular region. The record is from RefSeq and is a predicted model, not a curated record.